Messenger RNA from Carassius carassius (crucian carp), 877 nucleotides. Its product is annotated as brain and acute leukemia cytoplasmic protein. Bases 90 to 233 code for a protein of 47 amino acids. Lineage: Eukaryota; Metazoa; Chordata; Actinopteri; Cypriniformes; Cyprinidae. The record is from RefSeq and is a predicted model, not a curated record. The transcript is spliced from 3 exons. Gene Ontology annotation, cellular component: cytoplasm.
GGGCACUCACUCACAGCUGCGCGUGGGACGGGAGCAUAUUCGCGCGCACUCGGCUUCUUGUAGCGCAUGCAUCGCUCCAUCUUAUUUCAAUGGGCUGCGGUGGGAGUCGAGCAGAUGCUCUUGAACCGCGAUAUCAUGAGAGCUGGACCAGAGAAACCGAAUCGACGUGGCUUACCAACACUGAUGCUGAAAUCCCCAACGGCGUGACUUCUAAGAACCGCGUCGUGCGUUGAGAAUCUAGCCAUCUUAUUAGAGACCAUUCAAAACUAUCAGGUAUAUGCUGUAUGGAGGCCAGAUCCUGUGGAGACAGAGGCAGACAGAUGGUUAAUGCUGGAACUCAAUGUGGAAAGCAGGGUUUGACUUCCAGCACCUGCACAAAAACAUCCUGCAGUCAUGAGCAGAUAUGUGACUCAAAGCAGACAACGCACAAGGAGGAAACUAAUCAUACUGAAGGGGUUUCAUCUAAUGCUGCAUCUAACCCAAGGGAGCCAUGAGGGGAAAACAACCCCAUCUUUGUCUGAUGCAGAGGAUAUACUCCGAAACCCAGAGGAGUUCAGCCAUGUGGAUUAUGGGCUAUAUAAGAAACCAUAAGCUGUAAAGAGAAAAAGAGCUUCAUGAGAGAUGAUAUCUUAUUAAUGCACACUUAGCCUAUAGAAAUAUGCUUUGCUUUAGUUUGUUGCAAAACUGGGUUAAAAAGAUGCAUCUGAUCAUUAGCAUGGCAAAUAUAGAUUUUAGUCAACCCUGAUAUCGUCACAGGAGUUACUAAGCAGAGCACAUUCAUAACGUUAAUAAAGUCAAGUUCGUAAAAUACAUUUACGUUCAUAAUGUUGCACAAAGGAGUUAUUGCUCGCAAUUAAUAAUAGCUCUCAGAAUUUCA